Messenger RNA from Mangifera indica (mango), 1547 nucleotides. Its product is annotated as protein SLOW GREEN 1, chloroplastic-like. The coding region runs from base 113 to 1159 and encodes 348 amino acids. The transcript has a single exon. The record is from RefSeq and is a predicted model, not a curated record. Gene Ontology annotation, molecular function: protein binding. NCBI's taxonomy places the organism in Eukaryota, Viridiplantae, Streptophyta, Magnoliopsida, Sapindales, Anacardiaceae.
UUGAAAUUGAAACUUCCCUACCCUUCCCCCUCUUCGUUGUAUUAUCGUCAUCAUCAGGGUUUUAGGCUUUUAGCCCUCUUUUCCUUCUCCUGUAACCUCAAAUCUCAAGUCAAUGGAACCCCUUGCUAAAGUACACAGCCGUCACCAACCCCUUUCUCUUUCUCUCAAUCACCACCGUCCAUCAUUUUCUAAACCUAUUUCUGCCCUCUCCUUCAGAACAACCACCGCCACACCCUUCAAAUUCUCCUCCGUCAGAGCCUCUUCUUCCACCCAUCAAAACCCUAAACCGAACCGUUCCCUCCUCCAAACUCUAAAUCCACUCGCCUGGUCUCUCGUCAAAACAGCUUCUGUAACCGUCGCUGCCGCUGCCGCAUUACUCUUCACGCGCCUCCACCACAUUAAACCCGCAAUUGCUUCCCCAAUCGAGGCGCCCACGGUGGAGUCCACUGCUGAAUCAUCGGAAAAGACAGAGGAUUUUACUUUCGAAGAAAAAGAGAGAAAUGUUCAGCAGCACUUGAGUGAACAACCCAACGAUGUUGAAGCUCUUCGCUUGCUCCUGGAGCUUAAAUUGAAGUCGCAUAAAGUACCGGAGGCAAUCGAAGUUAUUGGACGGUUAAUUGAGGUCGAACCGGAUGAAUUUGAAUGGCCGUUGUUGAAAUGCCAAGUUUUAAACUAUUCUGGGGAUUUCGAGGCUGCCUCUAAAGGGUUUGAGCAAAUAUUACAAAAAGACCCGCUUCGAGUUGAGGCUUUUCACGGGCUGGUGAUGGCUUAUGAGGCCACGGGCUAUACGUUAAAGGACUUGGAGAAGAGAAUUGAGAGUGCAAUGCAGAAGUGCAAGAAGGAAAACAAGAAUUCUGAUUUAAGGAACUUUAAAUUAUUGAUUGCGCAAAUUCGGGUUAUGGAGAGUAAACAUUCAGAGGCAUUGAAGGUAUAUGAGGAGCUCGUGAAGGAAGAGCCGAGGGAUUUCAGGCCCUACUUGUGUCAAGGAAUUAUAUACACUUUGUUGAAUAAUGACGUUGAGGCCGAGAAACAGUUUGAGAAAUUUCGAAGGCUUGUUCCAAAUGAUCACCCCUACAGACAAUUUUUUGCUGAUGACAUUUUUGCAAAAAAGCUUUUCGGGGAGAAGGUAGAAAGAGAGGGCAUGGGAUCGAGAAGUUGAGAGAAGUGGCUGGUUCUUGUUCAUCAUCUGAAUUGAAGACUCCUGGUCUAUUAGUGAGAAUCUUUCUUUUACAUUUUUGUUUUUUUGGGGUACAUUUAGUGAUUGUUUAACUUAAAUUGUGGGUGGGAAAUAACUGCAAAUCGUGCACAUUUGAGCUCUGGAAAUAUUAGGGAAGAUAAAUAUUUAUAGUCUCUUUUUAUAUAGAAACAGUCACUUGCUAUUGUUUUUGUUAUUCUCUUGUGGUGCUGUGUAUGUUUACAGGUUUAAUGUAAUAAUAUUUAACUAGAGCCAUCUGGAUAAAGCUUUCAUAUUAUGUAUCUCACUAUUAAGAAUGCUUGCCCUUUGGGAGGCUUUUGUACAAUUGAUGAAGAUGGUGAAAUUUGUGAUA